Molecule: messenger RNA, 4951 nt
Organism: Monopterus albus (swamp eel)
Lineage: Eukaryota; Metazoa; Chordata; Actinopteri; Synbranchiformes; Synbranchidae
Gene: erbb3b
Product: erb-b2 receptor tyrosine kinase 3b
Biological process (GO): multicellular organism development; positive regulation of kinase activity; neurogenesis
Cellular component (GO): signaling receptor complex; plasma membrane; basal plasma membrane
Molecular function (GO): neuregulin receptor activity; ATP binding; neuregulin binding
Source: RefSeq, a predicted model, not a curated record
UUAUCUUUAAUUACUCAUGUCCUGUGUGAAGUUUUAAGAAAGGAAUUGCAUUUCUCCUUCACUUUUACAUGAGACAGGAUUUUGUUUUUUUGCUCGUCCUACAGCGACAUCGUGUGGAACCUGAAUCCUUUUUUGGUUUGAGAUAGAUGUUUCCUUCAUUCAUAAUUGUUCCCUGAAAAGCAGUGACUGUCCAGAGGACUACACAGGUCUGUACAUGCUAUUAUCUCACUAAACAGACUGGACACCAACAUGCAGUGGCGACUCAUUCUGCUGUGUGUAACGUUAUGGAGGCUACAAACGGGAUCAACCCAAACCCAGGAAGUGGUUUGUCCUGGUACACAGAACGGACUCAGCUCCACAGGCUCCCAGGAGAAUCAGUACAACCUGAUUAAGGACCGGUAUGAUGGCUGUGAGAUCAUCAUGGGAAACCUAGAGAUCACUCAAAUUGAGAGUAAUUGGGAUUUUUCCUUCCUCAAGACAAUCCGCGAGGUGACUGGCUACAUCCUUAUUGCUAUGAACCACUUUCAGGAGAUUCCUUUAGGACAGCUGCGGGUCAUCAGAGGAACCAGCCUGUAUGAAAGACGCUUUGCCCUCUCUGUCUUCCUCAACUACCCUAAAGAUGGAUCCAAUGGCUUGCGGCAGCUGGGGCUCGCAAAUCUGACAGAGAUUCUGGAGGGGGGCGUGCAGAUUAUCAACAACACGUACCUGAAUUAUGGCCCCUGGAUCUUCUGGCAAGAUAUUAUCCAGGAUAACAGUGCACCUAUUGACAUCCGGUACAACGGCGAUAGAGGCCCAUGCCACAAAUCUUGUGGAGAUUACUGCUGGGGGCCAAAUAAGGGCCAGUGUCAGAUCUUGACUAAGACGGUGUGCGCGCCACAGUGUAAUGGCCGUUGUUUUGGGACGAGCCCCAGGGACUGCUGUCACAUAGAGUGUGCCGCUGGAUGUAAAGGCCCUCUGGAUGUGGAUUGUUUUGCAUGUCGUCAUUUCAACGACUCCGGAGCCUGUGUGCCUCAGUGUCCCCAGACUCUGAUCUAUAACAAGCAGAAAUUUCAAAUGGAGACCAACCCUAAUGCCAAAUAUCAGUACGGAUCCAUCUGUGUCUCUCAGUGCCCCACACAUUUUGUGGUGGAUGGCAGCUCCUGUGUGAGCGUCUGCCCUCCAGACAAGAUGGAGGUGGAGAGAGAAGGCCAGAGACAGUGUGAGCUCUGCAGUGGACUCUGCCCUAAAGUGUGUGAAGGUACAGGUGCUGAACACAGAAAGACUGUGGACUCCAGCAACAUCGACAGUUUCAUCAACUGCACCAAGAUCCAGGGCAGCCUUCACUUUCAGGUCCUAGGGAUUCUUGGAGAUGACUUUAAUAAGAUCCCACCCCUAGAUGCCAAAAAGCUGGAAGUGUUCCACACUGUCAGAGAAAUAACAGAUAUUUUAAGCAUUCAGUCAUGGCCCAAAGAGUUACACGAUCUGUCCGUUUUUUCGAGUCUCACUACCAUUCAAGGGAGAUCGCUUCACAAGCGUUUUUCUCUGAUGGUGAUGCACAUCCCCACUCUGACCUCACUGGGUCUGCGCUGUCUCCGAGAGAUCAGUCACGGCAGUAUCUACAUCGGUCAGAAUGCCAACCUCUGUUACUACCACACUGUAAACUGGACACAGCUGUUCAGAGGUCAAGUUCGAAACAACAACCUCAACAACAGUAACAAGCCACCUGCAGAGUGUGUUGCAGACGGCCAUGUGUGUGACCAGCUGUGUUCAGACUCGGGUUGUUGGGGUCCGGGGCCCGAUCAGUGUCUCUCUUGUAAGAACUACAGCCGAGACGGCACAUGUGUGGACAAAUGUAAUUUUUACACUGGAGCUCCAAGAGAAUUUGCAGGACCUGAUGGCGAGUGUAUUGCUUGUCAUCCAGAGUGUAAGCCUCAGCAUCGAAAAGUUAGCUGUACUGGGCCGGGUGCGGAUGAGUGUGUGGAAUGUGAUCAUCUUCGAGAUGGUCCUUUCUGCAUGUCCUCUUGUCCCACUGGAGUCAAUGAUGAACAAUGGGGGCUGAUCUUUAAAUACCCCAACAGGGAUGGUCACUGUGUACCAUGUCACCACAACUGCACACAGGGAUGCUCAGGCCCAGGAUUAAACAACUGUUUGGGGGCAGCCAGGCUGGCAGUUAGUAGCGGUCAAAUCACAGGUAUAGCUUUAGGUGUCCCUGCUGGCUUGAUUUUCUGCCUGGCGUUGUUUUUCCUGAGUGUGUUGUACCACCGAGGCCUGGCCAUCCGUCGGAAGAGAGCCAUGAGGAGGUACCUGGAGAGUGGAGAGAGCUUUGAGCCACUGGGUCCUGGAGAGAAAGGUACCAAAGUUCACACACGCAUCCUGAGGCAGUCAGAGCUGAAAAAAAUCAAAGCCCUUGGCUCAGGAGUUUUUGGCACAAUGCACAAGGGAUUUUGGACUCCAGAAGGAGAUACAGUGAAGAUCCCUGUGGCCAUUAAGACCAUCCAGGAUAGCUCAGGCCGACAGACCUUCACUGAGAUCACUGAUCAUAUGCUGUCCAUGGGCAGCCUGGACCACCCCUACAUUGUUAGGCUGCUGGGCAUCUGUCCAGGCGCCAGUCUGCAACUGGUGACCCAGCUCAGUUCACAGGGCUCCUUACUGGAGCACAUCAGACAGCACAAGAACAGCCUGGACCCCCAGCGCCUGCUAAACUGGUGUGUGCAGAUUGCUAAAGGCAUGUACUACCUGGAGGAGCACUGUAUGGUCCACAGGAAUUUUUUCCUGCUGAAGAACGACUACCAGGUCCAGAUCGCUGACUAUGGUGUUGCAGACCUCCUUUAUCCUGAUGACAAGAAAUACGUCUACACUGACACCAAGACACCCAUAAAGUGGAUGGCACUUGAGAGCAUCUUGUUUCAAAGAUACACUCAUCAAAGUGAUGUCUGGAGUUACGGGGUUACUGUGUGGGAGAUGAUGUCAUUUGGGGCGGAGCCAUAUGCAUUUGUGCAGCCACAGGAAGUGCCAAGUUUGCUGGAGAAGGGCGAGCGUUUGUCACAGCCCCAUAUCUGUACUAUAGAUGUUUACAUGGUCAUGGUAAAAUGUUGGAUGAUUGAUGAAAAUAUAAGGCCGACCUUCAAAGAGCUGGCAAGUGACUUUACUCGGAUGGCAAGAGACCCACCUAGAUAUCUUGUCAUCAAGGUAGGAGAAGGAGGAGAAGCAGCCUCAGGAGAAAUUCAUAGAAGACAAUCAGAACGAGGGCUACUGGAUGAAGAUUUAGAAGACCAAGAUGAGGAGGGAUUGGAUGAUGUUUUGGCUACUCCUCCCUUUCACUCACCAUCUUGGAGUCUGUCUCGAUCACAGAUUAAUUCUUACAGGAGCGGCAACUCUCAGGUUGGACUUCUGGGAUACCAGCAAAUGAACCUGAGCCCUGUGGACAGCGUCCGCCAGCUGUGGUUUCAGAGAUCUCGUUUGAGCUCAGUGCGAACGCUGCCUGAGAGGUCAGAGGUCAGGGGGAAUGGCAGAGACGCAGAGCUGUGUGAGGAAGGUUUGAGGACUGGGAGUCUUCACAGGGCCAGAUUUGGCUCCGAGAGGGGUAAUCCUUGUAUAUUCAUUGGCCGACACAGGAAGCUUUCAACAGCGUCAAGUCCACCAUCAUAUAAGGUGUGGACAGCAGAGGAAGAGGAGGAGGUGGACCACUAUGGCUAUGUCCUACCUGGAUCAGCUGGUACUCCAGAAGGAGUCUCUAUAGAAUCUCAUUCUGUACAAAGAAACUCAAGACUAAAGAACAAUCGGUCUCUCAUGGUCAUAAAUCCAUCCCAAGAGUAUGAAAUCAUGACCAAAGGGUCUCCUCCUUGCUUAGUCAGAGGCAUCUCAUUACAGGAAGCUGCCCCUUCAGUGGCAAUUUCACCUUUGCCUUCUCCAACGUUCAUGGUUUCAUUACCUAUAGAGAACACAGCAGAUGAAGAAACACUGACACCAUUUACAGCUGUAAAGAUUAAGCAAGUAGAUGAGGAUUGUGAGGGAACUGCAGCAGAGCAAGGAGACUCCACAGAGAAGCAUCAGCUACCUGGGGACUCUGAGAGUGGGACCAGAGAUGUGGAAGAUUCAGGAGAGGCAGCCCAGGGGGUAGGCAGGUAUGAAUACAUGGAUAUCAGGCGAUCCAACUCUACGGAGAAAGAGGAUCCUGCAUGGGAGAGCUGUGGGAGUGAAACAUCUGCAAAGAGUGCUGUGGAGACAGAGGAAACAGAAAAAAUAGCGGAGGUGCUGAAAAAUGAGCACAAGGAGGAAGAGAAAGAUGAGAAGUACCACAACACAAACAAACAACCCACACUUCGGGGGAAUCUGAAUGGUGUGGGUAUACCCAGACCAGAUGUGCUCACAGCUGGGGAAGAAAUUGGGGAGGAGUAUGAGGAGAUGACCAGAUUUGGUGUGGUGCCCAGUGGGUGGGAGCAGGCAGACUACCAGAACCUCCUGGCGAAGGGGAGGGCUGUUUCUGAGGAGGUAGGCAGUGGCAGGUGUGCAGGGAUCGGGGGAUACAUCAAGGUGUGUGCUGGCAUAGGGGAGCCUGGCAGCAACACAUCAUUUGACAACCCAGACUAUUGGCACAGCAGACUGUUCCUCAAUCCAGAUGCUGUACACACCUAAUAAUGUGGACAGGGACAUGGACACAGUAAUUGUUGCAGUUGCCGUAGUUCCCGUCAUAUAUUUGGGGGGUGUUUUACAGCAACCAACAAGCUGCAGUAGCCUAAAUGCAUAUUUGAAUUUAAUUUCACAGUUUUAUGGUGCAGGAAAUAAAUGCUUAUGAAGAAAAUAAUUGUUAUAGCUGGCAAAAUGUGGCCCGGCAACAACAAGCAUAUAAAGUUUACCUGGCAUCACAUGAUGCAUUAAGGAGCAAGGAGUUCAAGUCACAAGUCUUAGAGCUGUCUUUAUGUACAGUUUAUUACAACAUGAACUGUUAAAUAAACAAAUUAUUUUGCAAUUA